Messenger RNA from Equus quagga, 623 nucleotides. It is a transcript of the gene PPP1R14D, whose product is annotated as protein phosphatase 1 regulatory inhibitor subunit 14D. Gene Ontology annotation, molecular function: protein serine/threonine phosphatase inhibitor activity. NCBI's taxonomy places the organism in Eukaryota, Metazoa, Chordata, Mammalia, Perissodactyla, Equidae. Gene Ontology annotation, cellular component: cytoplasm. The record is from RefSeq and is a predicted model, not a curated record. The transcript is spliced from 4 exons. Gene Ontology annotation, biological process: regulation of phosphorylation. The coding region runs from base 24 to 461 and encodes 145 amino acids.
UCCUUGCCCAGGCCGAUCCUUCCAUGCUGUCUUCAAGCCCCACUUCCUGCACAUCUCCCAACCCAGACAGGGAGAACUCAAGUAAGAAGGUCCAGUGGGCUUCUGGGAGGAGGAGGACGUCAUCCACAGACUCAGAGUCAAAGUCCCACACCGACCUCUCCAAAGUGCCCAGGUCCCGGAGACCCAGCCGGCUGACGGUGAAGUACGACCGGGGGCAACUCCAGCGCUGGCUGGAGAUGGAGCAGUGGGUGGAUGCACAGGUUCAGGAACUCUUCCAGGAUCAACCAACUCCUUCAGAGCCUGAGAUUGACCUGGAGGCUCUCAUGGAACUAUCCACAGAAGAACAGAAGACUCAGUUGGAGGCCAUUCUCCAAAACUGUCCCCGCCCCACAGAGCCGUUUAUCUCUGAGCUGCUUGGUGAACUCAAGAAACUCCGUAGACUCAGUCGGCCUCAGAAAUAAGCCUUGUGAGACUACCUUCAGCAGCCUCAGCACUGCCGGGCCUGCCCUGAACCUCUGGAUCCCGGGCUGCAAGGGAAAUGACUCCUUGAGACACAGACAAGGAACGUGGAGGAUGAGGGACAUUUGGACACCCCUGGUGUUUGUGCAGUCACAGCUAGUUCC